Messenger RNA from Vitis vinifera (wine grape), 3206 nucleotides. Its product is annotated as centromere protein C. Gene Ontology annotation, cellular component: kinetochore. The transcript has 13 exons. The record is from RefSeq and is a predicted model, not a curated record. The coding region runs from base 94 to 2874 and encodes 926 amino acids. Gene Ontology annotation, biological process: spindle attachment to meiosis I kinetochore; kinetochore assembly; attachment of mitotic spindle microtubules to kinetochore. NCBI's taxonomy places the organism in Eukaryota, Viridiplantae, Streptophyta, Magnoliopsida, Vitales, Vitaceae. Gene Ontology annotation, molecular function: centromeric DNA binding.
CAUGGCCACUCCCGCUCACUCUCCCAUUUCGAAAUACGGAGUCUUUCCCAAGUCCAACUCUCUCCUAGGGUUUCAAUCUCACUUCUUCAGACGAUGGCGAACGACCGCCGAAGCUCCGAUCUGGCGGAUCCGCUUCUCGGCUACUUCGGCCUCUCUCUCUUCCCCCGCACAUUUAGGGAUUCCUCCACCGUUUCUAAGCCGUCCGGUCACGACAAUAUCGAUUCCCUCCAUUCUUACCUCAAGUCCAUGGCAUUAAGAAGUCCCACAAAGCUCCUAGAGCAGGCAAAGUCCAUCUUAGAUGGCGGUUCAGAACUAUUGAAUCCCAACUUCCCAAGCGAUGUAGCAUCAGAAGACAACUGUGGACCUAUUUCUGAAAAGCUCAAGGAAAAUCCCCCAGAGCGAAGGCCUGCCUUAGGCCGUAAACGGGCUCGGUUUUCUUUAAAGCCUGAUUCAAGUCAGCCUACAAUGGUUUUGGAACCAAGUUUGGACAUCGAUAAACUCCAAGACCCAGAGGAGUACUUCUUGGCCCAUGAAAAGCUCGAAAAUGCCAAAAAGGAAUUACAGAGACAGCGAGGUGGUGUUUUAAUGGAUUUAAAUCAGUACAAUCUAUCUACUACUGCACGGCAUCGUCGACCAGGAAUUUUAGGGAGGUCUGUUAGUUAUAAGCAUCACUACUCAUCAUUAGUUUCUGAUAAUGAUGAGAACUUGAUGCCCUCUCCAGCAACAGUGGAACAGAUGAUUGUUAGUCCUUCUAAUUAUAGUUCACAAGUAGAAAUGGUGGAUCCAAAUGUUGCUUUACAGGAAAGAGAGUUAACUGAAACAGUAGAUCCAAGUGUUGAAUCACUGGAAAGAGAAUUAACUGUUUCUGUGACCCAGGCAGAGAACAAAGUAGAUGAAAUUUUGGAUGAAUUACUAUCAGGUAAUUGUGAAGAUUUAGAUGGGGAUGGGGCACUCACUUUUUUGCAGGAGCGUUUGCAGAUCAAACCCAUUGAUCUGGACAAAUUAUGCCUCCCUGAGUUGCAUGAUAUCCAACGGAACGAUUUCAAGUCUUCAGGAGGAAACUGGCUCAGGCAUAGGGACUCUUUGUCAGAUAUAAAGUCUAUGUUAGAAGGGCUAAGUAGUAAAACACCCAUAAAGAAAGGGCAAGUGGUGGAAAGCUUUGUUCAUACUUUGGCUUCACCGACGCCACCAAAGAGUCCUUUUGCCUCAAUAUGUCUAUUAAAGAGGCACAUUUUGCAGUCAAAUCUAACAAGCGAUCCAUUUUCUGUUCUCAAGGUUAAUCUAUCACCAGCCAGGAAUUCUUCUACUGUCAAAUCUAGUGAUAAACAAUCCGAUCAGAUUGAGAAUGGAAAGGAGCUUAGCUUUUCUGCAAAGUUGAAAUCAGUAAUACUUGAAGGAGAUGAUAUUGCUGUUGCAAACAAGAGUUCACAUGAGGUGGUACAUGUGAUAACAGGAGAUUCAACUCCUCCAUUUGAGAAAACUGUGAAUAACGACUCGAGAAGACUUGGUGUUGGAAUCAAUAGUGGGUUGAGUGGAUCUCAUGCUGACUUGGAUGGUAACAUUAGAAACAAUAAUGUGGAUGAUUUAAGGAGGCUGGAUGCUGACACUGAUGUUCAAAUAAAUAGAACAAAUGAAUUGGAGGAUAAUUCUUCUACUGUCAAAUCUAGUGAUAAACAAUCCGAUCAGAUUGAGAAUGGAAAGAAGCUUAGCUUUUCUGCAAAGUUGAAAUCAGUAAUACUUGAAGGAGAUGAUAUUGCUGUUGCAAACAAGAGUUCACAUGAGGUGGUACAUGUGAUAACAGGAGAUUCAACUCCUCCAUCUGAGAAAGCUGUGAAUAACGACUCGAGAAGACUUGGUGUUGGAAUCAACAGUGGGUUGAGUGGAUCUCAUGCUAACUUGGAUGGUAACAUUAGAAGCAAUAAUGUGGAUGAUUUAAGGAGGCUGGAUGCUGACACUGAUGUUCAAAUAAAUAGAACAAAUGAAUUGGAGGAUAAUUCUUCUACUGUCAAAUCUAGUGAUAAACAAUCCGAUCAGAUUGAGAAUGGAAAGGAGCUUAGCUUUUCUGCAAAGUUGAAAUCAGUACUACUUGAAGGAGAUGAUAUUGCUGUUGCAAACAAGAGUUCACAUGAGGUGGUACAUGUGAUAACAGGAGAUUCAACUCCUCCAUCUGAGAAAGCUGUGAAUAACGACUCGAGAAGACUUGGUGUUGGAAUCAACAGUGGGUUGAGUGGAUCUCAUGCUGACUUGGAUGGUAACAUUAGAAACAAUAAUGUGGAUGAUUUAAGGAGGCUGGAUGCUGACACUGAUGUUCAAAUAAAUAGAACAAAUGAAUUGGAGGACAAGGUUGGAGAUAUGUUGCAGGAAGCAGAACCGUGUGCACACCCAGAUCAGAAUAUUGAAGAUUCAACUUUGGAGAAGUUGAACAGCAGUGACAGUCAAGGGGAUCAACCAACUCCUGCUGUAGUUGAAGCCCAUGACAUGGAUGGACCCUCCAAAACUGGAGACGAUGAUCUAGAACAGUGUACUGAGAAAAUUCUGGAACCUUCUGGUGAAUCACUGAAUAAGAGAAGCAAAGCAAAAACACCUCCUCGCCGAGAACGCAAAAGAAAAGAAAUUUCUGGGAGGCAAAGUCUUGCAGGGGCUGGAACAUUGUGGAGUUCUGGGGUGAGGCGAAGCACCAGAAUCAAAAUGAGACCCUUGGAGUAUUGGAAAGGCGAAAGGUUUUUGUACGGACGCGUACAUAAGAGCUUGACAUCAGUAAUUGGGGUAAAGUAUGUGUCUCCAGCUAAGGGUGAUGGAAAACCCACUAUCAAAGUGAAGUCUUACGUCUCUGAUGAAUAUAAGGAGCUUGUUGACCUAGCAGCUUUACAUUGAGAUCACCUUGUUUCGUGUGAACAUGAUUAGAUACACUUAGGGUCAUAGAAAAGUUGAAACAGGGCAAAAAUGUUGAUUUGAUAUUCUACUCUAUUAGGGUUCAUCAGGUCCUACUACAAUAUCCGAAAGUACUAUGGUUGGUCACUAUUGAAAAAGUCGCAACCAAUCAGGUAAUACCAUACAUAUACCUUUGGGUCUCAUGACCUAUACUUGAAUCCAAUUUGUUUGUAUCCUGUUCAAUCGUUUCGGUUUUAGUAUCAAUUUCGUAUCUUAGGUGGCGUUUGUUUUUUUACUUAAUUCUAAAUAAAACUUUAAUGCUUAAUAGUGUUAAA